Molecule: messenger RNA, 3664 nt
Organism: Brachypodium distachyon (stiff brome)
Lineage: Eukaryota; Viridiplantae; Streptophyta; Magnoliopsida; Poales; Poaceae
Exons: 4
Coding region: 131-3253 (1040 amino acids)
Biological process (GO): protein deubiquitination
Cellular component (GO): nucleus; cytosol
Molecular function (GO): cysteine-type deubiquitinase activity; cysteine-type endopeptidase activity
Source: RefSeq, a predicted model, not a curated record
GAUAUUUGGGGCGAGGCGGCAACACUUGCAGGCCAAACCCGCCGGACUCCACCACCCCCUCCUCCGCCCCUUUCGGCUUCGCCGCGGACGCCGCGGCCGCUCGUUUCAUGGUUUUCAGGCGACAGGCGUGAUGGGAGAGGACAAAAGGAAGAUUAUGACGGUGCAGGGCGCGGCCAUGCAGUCUCUGGUUGCGGCUGGUCCUAGAUGCAGUGCCACGGCGGUGUCACAGUUGGGCAAAAUGCCAUCAACAGGGGAAGCGGAGGCGACAACCAACGACAGUACCGACGACAUGGGGCCGUGCGAGCACUUUUUCAUGGACGGUGAUGAGCUGGUGUAUGACACCAAGACUGCCAAGAAGCCCCCAAAGUGCGUACAUUACCCGUGCACAACCACCGGGAGGGAAGCCACUGGUGGCGGCGAGGAAAAUGCCAGGAUGAUGGUCUGCGCCGUGUGCAAAUCUACCUUCUGCUCUGGGGUGGUGGACAGGAAAUAUCCGCAGGGACACGCCCACUGGCACGCCAACCUCUACCACCAUUGGGCUGCUCUGUGGUACGAUGAACCCUGUACUGGUUACUGCUUCCAGUGUCGACGCGUUGUCAGGUUCGGUGCGAACAACUGGAACAAAAAUGAGUGGGCAAUGGUGCCCAGAAAGAGGGAUGAGUGGGGAAUGGUGGUACAGGACAAGACGGAGAUUGUGACCGUGGAGGAGGUACCAAACAAUGCAAAGGAUGAGUGUGGAAUGGUGGUAGAGCACAAGACGAAGAUUCUGACCGUGGAGGAGGUGACCAAGAACCCACAAAAAUCUCAGCACCUGGACUUACUGGCUCUGGAUGGGGCUGCUCCUCGAUGCAGCGCUGAGACACUGCUGGAGUUGAGCAAAUCACCAUCAACAGGGGAAGAGGAGGUGUCAAGCAGUUACAGUCCCGUUGACGACGGGCGGUGUGAGCACAUAUUCAUGACCGACGAGGAUCUGUAUGUGAUUGCGAAUGACUUCAAGACUGCCAAGAAGCACCCGAAGUGCCAGCAUAACUUGUGCAGGGUCACUUGGAAGAGAAUCUCUGGUGGUAGUGAGGAGAAUGCUGGGAUGAUGCUGUGCACGGAGUGCAGCUCUUAUUUCUGCACUGGGCCAGAGGGGGACAGGGAAAAUCCGCAGGGACAUGCCAGCUGGCACGCCAAACAGUUCCAGCAUUGGGUUCUUCUGUGGUACGAUGAACCAUAUAAGGGGUAUUGCUUCGAAUGUAGACAAGUUCUGAGGCUCAGCGUGGACGAAAAUGCAUGUGCAAUGGUGGCCGGAAAUGGAAAGGAUGAGUGGGGAAUGGUGGCCGGAAAUGGAAACGGUGUGUCGGGAAUGGUGGCCGGAAAUGGAAACGGUGCGUGGGGAACAGUGGCAAGCAACAGAAACAGCGUGUGGGGAAUGGUGACCGGAAAUGGAAACGGUGUGUUGGGAAUGUUGACCGGAAAUGGAAACGGUGUGUUGGGAAUGUUGACCGGAAAUGGAAACGGUGUGUUGGGAAUGUUGACCGGAAAUGGAAACGGUGUGUUGGGAAUGUUGACCGGAAAUGGAAACAGUGUGUGGGGAACGGUGGCAAGCAAUGGAAACGGUGUGUGGGGAACGGUGGCAAAGUAUGAGCAGGGAAUGGUGUUCAGUGAUGCUGCAGGUAGCCAUGUGUCUCAGAUCGCUAAUGGGAACGGCUAUGUUAUCAAAGGGAUACCAAAUCUUGGAAGCACAUGCUACAUGAAUGCAUCGCUGCAAUGCCUCCUUGCACUUGGUAAGCUGAGAACAAUGAUUUUAAGACCGGAUGCUCGGUUGGGGAUCAUUGGUCUGCACUUGAAGCAGUUGUUUGAUGCGGGUACGAAUGAUUCCAGACGAAUGCUUGACCCACGAAAGCUAUUGGAUGCUAUGAAGAGCUCCUCUGAUAUGCAGUUCAUGGGCAUGGGCAUGCAAGACAGCCACGACUUCCUUACAUAUUUGCUAAGUGCUUUGGAUAAGGAGGUGCACAAGCAAAAUGAGGUUUAUUCCAGGCGAGGGUUUACAGAGUUUCCUAAAUUUGGGGAUUCCAUUUUCAAGGGUCAGCAGUGUCAGACCUUAUCCUGCAAAAGUUGUCCGAAUAAGUCAGUUAGCCAUGGCAAAUUCCAUGAUCUCCAGCCAGCUGUGGCACUGCCAUCAAAGGACCCUCCUGCAAGAAGUGUUACGUCAUCACUAAGGAGCGAAAACGGCAGAUCUCCAAAGAAGCCUCAUGAGAAACUAUUUCAACAAAUUGACAAGGGUGAUGAAGAAAAGAUUCAAAGAAUUGCUGGAGGCGGUGAUUCUCAGAAUCCUUGUUCAGAAUUGGCAGAUGGGGCCAUGGAGAAGAAACCCAAGCCUUUGCAAGUUGAUUCUACUGAAGUGAAGGAUGUUGUAAACGGUCAUUUGAAGACUCGGAAGAAUGAUGUCCCAGGAAAGAUCAUUGAGGUGCAAAUAAAAGCUCUUGAUUUCAUUCCUAACUUGUUUGAUGACAGUGACACAGAGGAAAUGGGCGAGAUAAAAGUAGAUUUUCACAAUCCAGAAGAUAUAGGUCCACCUCCACUUGUUAAUAUACAAGCCAAGGAGAACACUUGCUCAGUAGAAGUUACUAAAGAAGACAAGGGGAAAGCUCAGAGCAGGAGUGAUAUUAUAUAUGAUGUGGCAGAACAUAUGAACUCUCUUUCGUCGAUUGAGGACUGCCUGGCACUGCUUUUGCUUGAACGACCACUAGAUUGGACUUGUGAUGACUGUUCAAAUGUUGCUAAGCUGCCGAGGACCAAUAUAAGUAGUAUAAAUGGUGAGCAGGUGAAGCUUGAUUAUCAGCGUGCAAAACGAGUGCAUGAAAAUCUAAAUGAGCAGAAAGAUGGGAAUGGUGGUGCAACUCAAACAAUUUUACUUACCAAGUUGCCACCUGUACUAACCAUUCAACUGAAGAGAUAUAAAGAUGAUCUUACUAAAAUGAGAGGACAUGUGAGCUUUAAGGAGAUUCUUGAUGUAGGACCAUUCAUGGACCCAAGUUGCGAGGACAAAGGUGACUCCAGGUAUCGUCUAGUUGGUGUCAUUGAGCACCUUGGGGCCAACUUGGGGGGAGGGCAUUACAUUGCUUAUGUGAGGGCAGGUUGCAAUGAGCAGAGCAGUGGCGCUUCCUCCUGGGUUUGUGCAAACGAUCACAACAUCAGUCAAGUCUCUCUACAAGAAGUUCUCAGGUGCGAGGCGUACGUCCUUUUCUAUGAGAGGAUGGAGGACUGAGUCAUGUGUCUGAUUCUACCCACCAACUCAUCAGAAGUGCAAUGACAAAGGAAGCAGAAGGGUGAGAUUAGCAAGGAUGGCUGAGUAGAUGAUCAAAGUCCAAUUUUAUUGCCUUGGAUGAGUGAUUGAAGGAUUUUAUAUAUAUAUAUAUAUAGGUUGCAGCUUGUAGGGUAGUCAGCUGGACAGAUUUCGGCCAGUGUUGAUGGCCAUCUUGUCAUCAUAAUCGUUCAUAACCACUGUUUCUGUACAUAAGAAGCAUACUAUAGUUUCUUUUCUGUGGAGAGGAGAAAACUGGAUAGAGUUUUUGUUUUGUUAGAACAACACUGAGUAGGUAUCCCUCUGUAUAUUCUUGUGAUGGACAGCAUUCUCCAAUUAGAUAUGCCCUGAAAUAGCAGUCGUGAUUGUUCUGAA